Messenger RNA from Akanthomyces muscarius, 1548 nucleotides. RefSeq lists its product as uncharacterized. Lineage: Eukaryota; Fungi; Ascomycota; Sordariomycetes; Hypocreales; Cordycipitaceae. Gene Ontology annotation, molecular function: fluconazole transmembrane transporter activity. The record is from RefSeq and is a predicted model, not a curated record. The transcript has 8 exons. The coding region runs from base 1 to 1548 and encodes 515 amino acids. Gene Ontology annotation, biological process: xenobiotic detoxification by transmembrane export across the plasma membrane.
AUGCUCGUCUCCGAAUACUUGAGAAAUACAGCUCUCGGCGGCACAAUACGAUUUGUCUCGAGAUAUAGAUGGCUCAUGCACCCUAGUCAUGCACCGCUGUCCUCUGUAAUCUCGGCGUCUUCAAACUCAGACCACAAGCAUGGCCAUGACAUGAUACUGGUUGACUGGUCUUCCGAAAACGACCGUGAGAACCCCCAGAACUGGUCGACAGGAAGAAAGUUGUUUGUGUCCGCAUUGAUAUGUCUGUACACUUUCACCGUGUACUGCGGAUCCUCCAUCUAUGUCCCAAGCACCGCGCAGCUGAGAGAGGAAUUUGGCGUUUCAGAGACCCUCGCAUCUCUUGGUCUCGCCAUGUAUGUUCUUGGGUAUGGCCUUGGGCCCUUGCUCUUCUCGCCGUUGAGUGAAAUUCAGCAAAUCGGCCGCAAUCCUAUAUAUAUAAUCACUUUUGCCAUUUACUUGAUUCUCUCAGUCGUCGCAUCGACGUGCCGCAAUUUUGCUGGGUUUAUUGUCGUGCGAUUUCUUCAAGGCUUCUUUGGCAGUCCAUGCCUGGCGACUGGGGCGGCCUCCUUGAGCGACAUGCUAUCUGUUAUAAAAAUCCCGUAUGCCAUGUCGGCCUGGUCAGGAGCCAUGUACGCAGGGCCUGCGCUGGGACCGUUGCUUUCCGGCUACGCCGUUGUGGAUAGAGGCUGGCGUUGGUCAAUGUGGGAAAUUGUCUGGCUGUCCGGACUGGUGUUUGUUCUGUUAUUUGCAUUCUUGCCCGAAACCGCAACACCUACUUUGCUCCAUUACAAGGCCAAGCGCCUUCGUCAGGAAACGGGCAAUUCUGGCUACAAAGCGAAAGGCGCGCGAAUCCUGUCUCGAGGGGACAUGGCCAGGAUGGCCCUCAUUAAGCCGUUUGAGAUUACCAUCAAGGAUCCCGCCAUUGCCUUCGCAAACCUAUACACAUCAUUCACCUACGGCAUCUACUACUCAUUCUUUGAAGUCUUCCCACUCGUGUACCCUAAGAUCUACGGCAUGGGUACAGGCGACACGGGUGCAGUCUUUCUUUGUGUACUCAUCGCAUGCAUCCUGGGUGCAGUAUGGUAUUGCCUCUGGUAUCGACUUACCACCGAGCCACGCUUCAGGCAGCUCGGCACUUUCGAUGUGCAAGAAACGUUCCUCAAACCUGGUUUGAUUGGUGUCUUUGGCUUCCCCAUUGGCCUCUUCCUCUUUGGCUGGGCGGCACGUGCAUCGGUGCCAUGGCCUGUGCCUACUCUGGGCAUUGUCAUUGUUUGUGGAUGCUCAUUCGUCGUUGGGCUCGGUAUCUUCAUCCACCUCCCGCUCAGCUACCCGCAAUAUGCUGCCAGUCUAUUCGCGGCGAAUGACGCGCUUCGAAGUUCUUUCGCCACAGCGGCCAUCUUGUUUGGUCGGCCGCUGUACCUGAAUCUAGGCAUCGGAAAGGGAUGUAGUCUUCUAGCAGCCAUCAGUGCUAUCGGCGUUGCGGGCUUCUGGUAUCUUUAUUUGCACGGCGACAAGCUCCGAAAGCGUAGCAAAUUUACCGUGCAUUAG